AUGGAUAUGGGCAACGAAGAAGAGCCUCAGAUAAAUAAGAACGAUGGCGGCUCCAUCCCACCUGGGCCAUCUCGUAGUUUAGAUCCUUCCCGUGCGGCAACGUCGAGUCAUGAGAAGCCCAGAGAUCAAGACGAUAGACUAGCUCCAGCCCCAACGAGACGGCGUGGUCCUACAGGACGCUCAUCUAAAUCAACAGCUACCGCUUCCUCGCCGUCGACAUCAUCAUCAGCAAGGCCGGCGCUUACGAGUAGGCACAGUACUACGAGUUCAGAACCAAUGGAUCCCACCGCGUACGGAGGUCACGCCCAAGGCUCGUCAUCUGGAGGAGGAAGUAUGACGCCUUCUGCUAUGCCUACAAGACCAAUGGGUAACAUGCCGGGAGACGGGAGCAUGCCGGUGAAGUUGACUCCCAUCACCGGCCGUGUCAGUAGAGCGAAGAAAGGCGUCCCGGUUCAUACCUGCGACAUAUGUAAACCGCCCAAGACAUUUACGAGGGCGGAACACCUUAGACGCCACCAACUGAGCCACAAGACGCCCGGAUUUCCAUGCAUAUUUCCCGGGUGUGAAAAGGCAUUUCACAGAGCUGACUUGCUCGCUCGUCACGCCCAGAGGCAUGACCAUGACGAUAAGGCAUCGUCGGGAGGCAUGAGCCGGCCGCCGUCUGCCGGCACCCUGGAUGAUCCAAGCUCUGGGCUGAGUUACAUGACCCAUAGUCACUCAUCCAUGGGUAGGGACUCCGGUUCUCGCUCGGGAAUGCCUGGUCCGUCCGACAGUUCCUCUGGCACCUCCUAUCCCGGUGGUAUGCAGUAUCAGAUGGGAGGCCAAGGCAGUACCAGUGGAGGGACCUCGAUGUCCCCGUCGCAUCAUCCCGGCCGCGGCGAUAGCUAUCAAAACUCGCCCAAUCCCGGCCAGAGUUAUGUGCUGUCUGGCUUGAUCAACCCACCCCCAAGCAUUGGGGGCUCUCCGGUCACAGGUACUGACCACUUCUUUGGGCUAGAAUACCAACCUCGUACAUCUUCUCCUUUCCCUUCCAUGUUUAUGGACACUGCGAUCUUACCCCAGAACUUGCCUAGCUUGACAAUACCUGACAACAGUAUUCCUCCAGGUCUUGUUCAUGCUGGUCACGAUGGUUCGCCUUGGCCAUCUUCUGCUUCGGAAAGUACUUACUCUACUCCUUCGGAGAUCGGUCACAGGAGACAUAAUAUGAACACUCAGGGGUACGAAUCGCCAACGUCAGACUGGCCCCUCUACUCUCAUAACAUGCAGAGUCCAGGCGGUGGGCUCGAAGUCGCCACCACGACCGCUUUCUUUGGAACGGCCUUUUCUUCAACAGCAUCGAAUAUCGAUCAAACGAUGAACCUGCCGGUCCCUUUUUCAGACGAACAAUCCUUCGUCGAUCAGCAAUAUCAUCCUUACUCUUCAGUUCGUAGUCCGACCCCACCGACUAUCUCACUGUCCGCUCAAUCGAAUGAAAAUUUAGUCACCCUUGCAGCCCCAUCAAUUCCCGACGCAGCGUCGGCAGGAACUCGCCAGAAGGGUUCGACGAUGCUCCUGGGAACAUUCCAGGGGGCAGCCUUUCUAACUGCGAACACCCUGCCGCCGCACGUCCGGAACGCCAUCCCGAAGUACCUACAAGCGUACUGGAAGAGCUUCGACACACUCUUUCCGGUGGUUCACCGCAAAAGCGUCAAAACAGCUGCCGAUGAGGUCCUGCGUUGUGCCAUGGCUGCCGUGGGCGCGCAGUAUCUCCAAGGUAAGGAUGAUCGUAUAAGAGCAAACGAGUUGCAUGAAUUUGCCUGGAAGGAGGUCAAAACUUGUACGAAGUGGAACCUCCAAAUCAUGCAGACGAUCAUUCUUUGCGAGUUUUACGCGCGGUUCCGUGGACGGAGUGUCCUUCGAUACCCUUCGGAGUCCUUCCAGUCGCUUUACUCUCGGGUGAGUUCCCAAUCUUCUUCUCCUUCUACUUUUGUUGGUUCUCUCAUACACUCUGCUCCUCAGGGUCAUCUCUUUAGCUUUGUUCUGUCUUCUCCUAAUGGCCCCUGGUAUCCAUACUCAACAUUUUCUUCCUCACAGAUGGCCAACCACCAAAUACCGGACAAUUUCCUUUUCUCUACCUCAACGCGAAACGAACGAUGGAAUGAAUGGAUCGAUAAUGAGUCACGACGACGACUCUUUGCCGUUUGCUUUGUUUUGGAUGCUCACGCAUCCGUGUACUAUCAACAACAUGUAAUACAACAAUUUCCUAUGUCGACACGCCCUAUACCCCUAAUUCGACCUACCGAAGAUCUCUGGGCCGCGCAAUCGCCGGAAGUAUGGGAGGCCCUCCUCGAUACGAGACCAGCCGACAUGGGACCUCUAAGUCAUACCGGCGAGACCCCCACCGCGGAACAGGUUCUGAACGCUCGAUAUCUCGACCGUGCCGUAUUUUUAACCUCAGAGGCUCUUUGCCUGCCUAAACGAUCUAACCCCUCUAUGCUAGACCUUUCGGUAGAAGUAGACCUAACUUCCACCGAGCGAAUCAGCAGACUUUUCCCUGGAUCUGCUGUUGGAAAUACUUAUCUAGCGUUGCACUAUACGCCUCUGCAUGAUCUGCUCGCAGUUAGCGGCGACACCUGGCUCUUCUCGAGAAAGGUAGCGUCUCCCCAGGUCUUUCAACAGCACAAGAAGCGCCUGCAACUCUGGUGCGGUAGCCCUCACGCCAGCGCCGCCGUCGGAUUUGCCGCCAAGGCUCUGCUAGCCUUCCUCGACGGUAGCGAGUCUCGUAAUCAUAAUACACUAAACACAGACCCGGAAGAACAAGGAGACUUAAACAACAACUGGAACAUGCUAGACAUCUCAGACUACUGGGCAGUAUAUGCGUGCGCACUAAUCUGCUGGGCGCUCGGACACCGCUCGAUAGGUCGGAAUGCCUACUCUGGUUCCGGAUCGGACUGCACGUCUCCUCACCACGACCAUGAUAAUGCUAAUGCCGGAGAGCGCGAGGCCAUGCGUUGGUUGAAGAUGGUGGCCGCUGGGGACUCGGCGCUCGGGGCGCGCAACCGGCGCGAGUCAAUGGGUGUUAUUAGUAUGGUUCGACGUAGGCUUGAGGACGAAGCUGUUGGCGCUAAGAGCCGCUUGCUGGUUGAUGCCGUGGGCACGUUGAAGAAGAUCGAGGAACGCGCUGGGUCUAAGUGGUUCUGA
Molecule: messenger RNA, 3180 nt
Organism: Daldinia decipiens
Lineage: Eukaryota; Fungi; Ascomycota; Sordariomycetes; Xylariales; Hypoxylaceae
Exons: 5
Coding region: 1-3180 (1059 amino acids)
Biological process (GO): regulation of transcription by RNA polymerase II; DNA-templated transcription
Cellular component (GO): chromatin
Molecular function (GO): DNA-binding transcription factor activity, RNA polymerase II-specific; RNA polymerase II cis-regulatory region sequence-specific DNA binding; zinc ion binding
Source: RefSeq, a predicted model, not a curated record